Molecule: messenger RNA, 1129 nt
Organism: Mus pahari (shrew mouse)
Lineage: Eukaryota; Metazoa; Chordata; Mammalia; Rodentia; Muridae
Gene: Zcwpw2
Product: zinc finger CW-type and PWWP domain containing 2
Exons: 9
Coding region: 134-1129 (331 amino acids)
Cellular component (GO): nucleus
Molecular function (GO): zinc ion binding
Source: RefSeq, a predicted model, not a curated record
AGCGCGUCCUUUCCACUCAGCGGCCACUGGGAUUCCGUGAGAUUUGAUUCACUUCUGAGAAACAAGACAAAAAACCAAACCAAAACCAAAAUAAAAGAAACAUCAGUCUAGCUGAGGAAUCAGCACCAGCCUGAUGGGCCCGGCCCCAGGGAGCAGCGAGUUCGUGCACAGAACAUGGGUGCAGUGUGAGAAUGAGAGUUGCCUGAAAUGGAGGCUGCUGUCCCCUGCAGCUGCAGCAGCGGUGGACCCCAGCAAGCCCUGGUACUGCUUCAUGAACGCUGACCCCAGUUACAGCAACUGCUCCGUCUCUGAGGAGGAUUUCCCUGAAGAAUCUCAGUUCCUUGAAAGCGGGUAUAAGUUUGUCUAUUCACAGCUACCUCUCGGAAGCCUGGUUUUGGUAAAACUACGGAAUUGGCCAAGUUGGCCAGGAAUACUUUGUCCUGAUCCUUUCAAAGGGAAAUAUGUAACCUAUGACCAGGAUGGAAAUGUUGAGAAGUAUUACAUAGAAUUUCUGGGUGAGCCUCACUCGACAGCAUGGAUGAGUGCAACGUUUGUUGGACAUUUUAGUCUCGCGUUAAAGACAGCAGAAUGUACAAAGAGGAAGAGGUGGUAUACCAGUGCCCUCGAGGAAGCGUACCAACUCUACAGGUGUUCAGCAGAGCAAAGACUAGCAGUGUGCUGCCUAGCAAAGCCCAACAGAGCCAAAACAGGCACCAAAGCUGCUGUGGUGGCCAAGAAAAGGAUGCAAGUUUCCAAAAUUAAGACUGAAAAGAAAAGGCCCAGGGUUAGAAAGAGGAAAAGGGAUGCUGCUUUAAAGUGCUCUGUUGAAAUUUUUUGUUCUGAUGAAGCCCUAUCAAAGGAAAACAUGGUUGUCUCUGAGACUGAAGGUUUGCUGAAAGAACUGGAGAAAAUGCUGCAACAAAUCCAAGAACCCACAGCAAGAGAGGAUGCGUCACAGGGAGAGCAGUUUUCUCAGUGCAGCCCGGAAGCUGCCACAGGCAGCCCAUUUCAGAGCUACCACGAAGAGGACUGUAUUAUGCCUGAUGGUGCAGGACUAAAAGCUGGAGAAUAUUUUGAGAUUAUAACUAACAAUUUAAAAAAGAUAGAUGCUCUAAUAUCUGAAUUUUAG